UUUUGUCUCCAUUAAUAUAUGCCAAGCGAUUGUUUUAUCCAGAAGAUAGCAAAUACGACCCUAAAUGGAUUUGGUUACAUCCUUUAAAAGGAAACCACCCCUCUCUAACCCAAGUUGCAACCACUCCAUUUGUCAAACAAAAUUACAAAAAGACACAUAACCAAAGCAAAGAGAGAGAAACCAAAGCACAAAGAAGGAACUCAUAAUGCUACCCAAGCUCAUCUUCUUCUCAGCAGUCACUGCAGCCACAGUUGCAGUCAUUCUCUUGGCCCUGAUAUCCACCGGAGUAAAGAGAAAUCCGGGCGAGAGAAACACCUAUUAUCCACCAAUCUCUCUCUACAUUCAGCGCCCCCAGCCUUUCGAACCACCACCUGGUUCAAGAGGGGACGGGGGUGCUUUGGUCUUCCACCACAUAGUUACAGUGAGGCUGGAAAAUACUUCUAAGGUUGCCGGAAAAGCCCAGGGCUUCAUAAUUCCAGCCGACCGCUUUGCAAACUCCGUCUUCAAUAUCAUAUUUCUCUCUUUAGAAACACCUGAUUAUGCAGGGGGCCUGAGCAUUCAAGCAAAGGAUAUGAAGCACACAAACAAAGAGGAAUUACAAGUCAUAGGAGGUACUGGUUCUUUCGCUUUUGCUCGUGGGCUUGCAGUUUUCCGGCGAGCUGCUGAUCCUUUUCGGCAAGGACAUGAGGCAAUGUAUCAACUGACACUUCAUCUGAGAUUUCCAGAUAGGAAACCAAAAGAGUGAUCAAAUCACUCAGGCUCUUUUAG
Amborella trichopoda is the source of this 768-nucleotide messenger RNA. Lineage: Eukaryota; Viridiplantae; Streptophyta; Magnoliopsida; Amborellales; Amborellaceae. The record is from RefSeq and is a predicted model, not a curated record.